Chenopodium quinoa (quinoa) is the source of this 1954-nucleotide messenger RNA. RefSeq names its product aspartyl protease family protein 1-like. The transcript has 10 exons. Gene Ontology annotation, biological process: proteolysis. Gene Ontology annotation, molecular function: aspartic-type endopeptidase activity. Lineage: Eukaryota; Viridiplantae; Streptophyta; Magnoliopsida; Caryophyllales; Amaranthaceae. The coding region runs from base 214 to 1749 and encodes 511 amino acids. The record is from RefSeq and is a predicted model, not a curated record.
UUCUCAAACAUUGACUUUGAAUUAUUCUACAGCUUGCUUACAAAGAAUUCUUUGUCAUUAUAUUAAAAUUUAUCACCAACAAUUUUUUAAAUUGCUUGAUCACCAAUUGGUAGCUCAAUAUUAAAUGGAUUGCAAAACUUCCACCAAAAUGUCUGAAUUUCAUACAAUUUUGAUCAUCUCAUAAAAUUCAAGCUAAGUUUAUUAUAAAAAGUUAUGAUAUUAUUCAUGAAUUGUAAGAUGGGGUGCAAGUCAACUUAUGGAUUACUAUUGCUGUUUUUGAUGUUGUUAAGUUUGACAUGUCAAAGUUGUUAUGGAUCUGAGGCAUUUGGAUUUAAUAUCCUUCAUAGAUUUUCUGAUCCUGUUAACACAAUUUUCAACAAUGAUUACGGGUUUCCAGAGAAGGGAACGGUUGAUUACUACGCAGCAAUGGCUCAUCGUGAUCGUGUUUUCCAUGGCCGCAGAUUAGCAGGAGAAAAGGCUAAUGACAGCACCCUCACCUUUGCUUCUGGGAACACCACUUACCAUAUCGCUGAACUUGGAUUUUUAUAUUACGCGAAUGUGUCUGUAGGAACACCGGAAUCAUGGUUUCUAGUGGCUCUUGAUACAGGCAGUCAUAUUUUCUGGCUACCGUGUGACUGCGUGCCUAAUUGUGUCACGCAAUUGCAAUUCAGUUCUGAUGAGGUUUUAGACUUCAACAUAUACAGCUUACGUACUUCAUCGACAGGAACCCAACUUCCAUGCAGUAGCCCUCUCUGUCAGAACAGCCUAAGCUGCGUUUCAUCAGAAGGCCGAUGCCCCUACGGAGUUCAUUAUCUACAAGCAAACACUUCAUCUUCUGGUUACAUGGUAGAGGAUGUAUUGCAUCUUUCAAUGAACUCUAAUUCUUCAGCGCGCAUCAAUGCUAAGAUUCCUUUCGGCUGUGGUGUCCGUCAGACUGGUUCUUUCUUGAGUAAUGGAGCUCCAAACGGCCUGCUUGGACUUACUAUGGAUCCCAUUUCACUACCAAGCGUCUUAGCAAGUCAAAACCUUACAUCAAAUUCUUAUUCCAUGUGUUUCACUGGAGAUGGCAUUGGUAAAAUAAUCUUCGGAGAUAGAGACAGCAAUGAACAAGGCGAAACACCACUCAGUACUGAUGAUCCAUUGAAUUUAUAUAAUGUCAGCAUUACUCAAAUUAGUAUGGGAAAAAACGUCUCUGCUACAAACUUAACUGUGAUCAUAGAUACUGGCACUUCAUUUACUCACUUGACUGAUCCAGCUUAUAGUAUUAUCUCUGAAAAGUUCGAUUCACAGAUUAAUGAUCGAAAGCUGGCAGUUGAUCCAGAGAAUCCUUUUGAAUUCUGCUAUUUAACAAGUUCAAUCAUCGACGACUUGAACAUUCCCAGUAUUAAUCUGACAAUGGGAAGUGGAGGCAUAAUCACUGUGAUUGAUCCAACAAUUAUUUUUAAUACUGAGGAUGGUCGAUAUGUAUACUGUUUAGCUGUUUUAAAAUCUGAAAGUGGCGAACAUGACAUAAAUAUUAUUGGAGAGAACUUCUUGACUGGCUAUCGCAUUGUUUUUGAUCACGAGAGAAUGGUAUUUGGAUGGAAGGAACACGACUGUGGUGAAGUUGUACCUGUCAGUCCAAGACCUCCCUUUUUUCAACCAACCGUAUUAGGCACACCACCACCAAACAGAUCAGGCGCACCAUCAGCUUUAGCACACAGCUACUUCUUAAUCUGCACAAUUUUGAUCCUGAUUCUAUCUGUUUAACAGAUAAUUCUUUGGAUCGGAGCAGUUCAUCCAAAUACACGUUUCAACAUUUUAUAGAGUACAAUGUUAGCAGGCUACUUGGUUAUGGAUAUAAAUUAUGACCGUCAGUUUGUGUAACUCAACCCUUUACUUGUACAUAUGGCUCACUACCAUAUAAUGAUUUUUUCAUACAAUACAGCAGUAAAUAGAUUGGAGAUUUUGCAAA